ACCCGACCCGAGACGAGCCCGAUCUUUUCAGCACUGAAGCCAGUGAGGAGUGCCGCCAUUUCCGUUCCAAAGUUUCAAACUUUCAAAGCUUCGAUCGAAGAUUCAGAAGCUCAAGAACACCAACAUCACCGAUUCCUUCGAUCCCAUGGCGAUGAGCACCUUCCGAACCCUGGAAGCUCCCGCGUCCGCCGAAAUCCCCGAGGAUGCCGAAGUAGGGCACGAAUCGGCGGAGGAAAUCGAGAGGCUGGAGUCGGACGUGUCGCGGAUGGCCGAGAAGAUCCUCCAUUACCGCACGGCUCUCCCCGACCAGCUCAAGCAGGCCCUCGAGUUGCUCAAGUCCGCCGAGAGAUUCGACUUCGCCGGCUCCCGGCCCGGAACUUCAGGGGAUUCCGACCAAGGUGCAGGAGAAAUGUCAGUAGCGGUCGAAAGACAUGCAGAGAUAUCGAAGAAGGUCCAAUUGCUUAAAGAGAAAACAGCAGCGAAUGCCUCCAUGGUGCCCAUUCUCUUGAAGAGAAUGAAAGACUGUAUUUCGUCGAUCGACAAUUUGAGCACGCAGGAGCACAGCACCAUUCGCAUCCACUCCACAUUUAACCGAAAGGAAUCAUCAAACAGCUGAAGUAGUAGCUAGCUCAUUGAUUUCGCAGCAGCGCUGUUUUGUACAGCUAGAGUCGAUGUGUCAAUUCCUCUCUCGGGUUGUGAUUAUAGCUUUAAUGGUCUGCUUUUCUACAAAUCGUUACCAGUGAGUAGAAGCUUUUCUUUUCUGUUGUUAUAAUUUUUCGACUCAUUGCCCUUUGCUGCAUUUCAAGUACGGGUUAACUAGCACCGCAAACAGAAUUUGACUUGUCCAGCAGUUCAAAUUGGAAGAUAUUGUGCAGGCAA
Messenger RNA from Syzygium oleosum, 879 nucleotides. RefSeq lists its product as uncharacterized. The record is from RefSeq and is a predicted model, not a curated record. The transcript is spliced from 2 exons. Lineage: Eukaryota; Viridiplantae; Streptophyta; Magnoliopsida; Myrtales; Myrtaceae. The coding region runs from base 146 to 616 and encodes 156 amino acids.